This is a messenger RNA of Gastrolobium bilobum, 1503 nucleotides long. RefSeq names its product oxysterol-binding protein-related protein 4C-like. Gene Ontology annotation, molecular function: sterol binding. Gene Ontology annotation, cellular component: cytosol; membrane; intracellular membrane-bounded organelle. The coding region runs from base 33 to 1193 and encodes 386 amino acids. The record is from RefSeq and is a predicted model, not a curated record. The transcript is spliced from 7 exons. Lineage: Eukaryota; Viridiplantae; Streptophyta; Magnoliopsida; Fabales; Fabaceae.
CUCUCUCAAUCUACUGCUUCUUCAACUUUGAGAUGGGGAACAAGGAAGAGAAGAAAAAGAUAAAAGUUGUGCUCACGAAGCCGUUGACAUUGGGAGGCGAAUCUGAUUCAGACGCAGCUUAUAGAUCUCCUAAUCUUUUGCAACGUAUACUAAGUUUAUUCAAGAAUGUACGGCCAGGAUCUGAUCUCACGCGCUUCCAGCUGUCACCUAUGUUUAACAUACCAAAGUCACAACUUCAGUGCUAUGGUGAAUCGGUGUAUUGCAAUGCUUUGGACUUGCUAAGCAUGUGCAACACUGGGCAGAGUCCACUUGAUAGGUUCAUAUCUGUGGUAGCAUGGUGCAUAUCUACCACACGCCCUGCCACUUUUGGUGUUGCUCCUUAUAAUCCCCUUCUUGGUGAGACACACCAUGUUUCAAAGGGAAAUCUUAAUGUGUUACUGGAGCAGGUUUCACACCACCCUCCAGUAACUGCCCUCCAUGCAACAGAUGAGAAGGAAAACAUAGAAAUGAUAUGGUGCCAGCAACCUGUUCCAAAGUUUUAUGGUACAUCAGUUGAAGCUCAAGUGCGUGGUAAACGGCAACUGAAGCUCCUAAAUCAUGGUGAAACAUAUGAAAUGAAUUGUCCUCACCUUUUAUUUAGAAUUCUUCCGAUUCCUGGAGUUGAUUGGGUUGGUCCAGUUAAUAUACGGUGCCUAGAGACUGGCCUAGUAGCUGAGUUGUCCUUCAGAUCAAGUCAUUCUUUUCUAGGCCUUGGAGGAAAUCGUAAAGUGAUCAAAGGGAAGAUCAUUGACUCUUCAUCUUUGAAAGUUUUAUAUGAAGUUGAUGGUCAUUGGGAUAGGAUAGUAGAAUUGAAGGACAAAAGUAAUGGGAAAGUGAGAGUGAUAUAUGAUGCAAAGGAAGUCAUUUCAGGGCUCCAAGCUCCUAUCCUCAACGAUGCUGAGUGUGUGUGGCCAACAGAAUCAGCCCAUGUUUGGAGUGAAUUGAGCCAAGCCAUUAUGAGCAAAGAGUGGGAGAAAGCAAGAGAAGCAAAGCAAGCAGUGGAGGAAAGACAAAGGGAGCUUUUGAGAGAAAGAGAGUCAAAAGGAGAAACUUGGGUUCCUAAGCAUUUUAUGGUAUCUUAUAGUAAAGAAGUAGGGUGGGACUGUUCACCUAUUCAUAAAUGGGUCGCAGUUGCCCCCAUUGUAGCGCAAUAAUUGUUACUAUGUAGUGUGUAUGAUGUGACGGGUAUGAGGCCAUCCGGGCAGAGACGUGAACCUGUAUGGUCUAAAGACUAUUGUGAAGUAUUACAAAAAAUAAAAAUAAAAUGAAUAAUAUUGUGGAGUUUAGUAGAUUAGAGUUUCCAACACGUGAUGAAAUGUAAUAGUCUGUUAAAAGAGGGAGGGCAGUUACGUGAAUGGUUAGGAAGUUUGGGUUGUUUAGAAGUGACUAGUUAGCUGGAGAGUAGAAUAUGUUUCGUAAUACGGAUGCACCGAAAAUUCGGUGCAUCUUCCAUUCAUAUUGUGA